UGACGCAGCAGCGGCCAUCUUAUUCCUGUGUGUCUGGCGUUCGCUGUUUGUUGCUCCUGGGCCGAGCGGACGCUCCUUCCGCAGCCUUCUCGGCCUAGAGCGCCCUAGGUCACUCGGAGUCGCUUCGAGAUAGUCAAGGUGUUUUCGUUAGUCUGUGCCUGGUUUAUCGGCUAGAUCGCUGCGUGACAUCGAGGCCUUCGCCCGUGCUUUCGUUACCUCUUCCUCACCGGCCACCGUCACAGCGCGCCCUCGGUUAGGACUAUGGGUGGGUCGGGGUGUAGAAGGGUGUGUAGCCCGCUUAGCGGCGCAGCUCUCAUGCAGCGGGGUCCGUUGGGGGCCCUGGUCUUGUCUUGACAUGGAUCCCCCUGGAGCAGUCAGCACCGCCAGCCUCCCCUGCAGAGACAGCUGCCCCGGAGUCCCGACACCCGCACACCGCCUCCCUCAGACACCUUCCCAGACAUGACAGACAGCCGGCGUGGCUAGGACACCUGAGAGAGCGAGACACCGCACUUGAAUCAGUCGCGACCCAUUUUCCACACGGUUGAGAUUUACUGAACCCUCGAGGGCUGAGUGUCCCCAGCAGCCCGCACCCCCUUAGUGCCGUAAACCGGUGUUCUUUUGUCGCCUGUUACCGCGACAUGGCGACUUUAACGCCUCAUCGUUGAUUUACCCAAAUAUAGGGAAGGUUUUAGACUCUUUGUGACAGCUAGGCCUCGACACUUGGCUCCCUCUUGACAGCGCGACCCCUGUCCUAUUUACUCCCUGGCAUCAUGCUGUCCCUAACCAGGGGAUGUCACAUGGGCCUACUCUCUGCCCUCAUCCCCGAUACUGUGGGACCCCUUAACAUGUGCCGUGAACACCCCCAACGCACAUAUCACACAGGGAAAUAAUAGACAUUUGCACCUAGUUAGAAGCUUUACGCAGGAAGAGGGUGUUCGCCUGAAGCAACUUGUCAUUUUAGGGCUCUAUGAUGCGGUCUUGGCUUAGAAUAAUCACUUUUUUUUCCUUUUGAUCAGGGAGGUUUAGAUAACAUGCCUUUUGAGGAUGGCAUUCGAUUUUAUGGUACACGAGAAUAACCGGGAACAACUUUACUUUAUCAGCGGCGUACCCUUGGCAUUUUAACUGAUGUCUUUUUCUUUUUUGUAUUUUUUAUUAAAAUGCCUUCUUUCGUUUCAUCAGAAAAUAAUGCCGUGGCUGUGCGGCCCUUUGUGUUUAUCCUGGUAGAUACACAAGCUUGUCAGAAGUUGCCUAUAUAGCACUUUGGGUUUCGUUGGCCUGUCGAUUUAACGCUCUAAGAGGUGGUAACAAUGGCUUGUUUCUGUUAAACCGGUGACAAGCAGAGAAAAAACGGUAACUUGUAAUUAGUGACGGGCUUCGUAGGUGCGGGCGCCAGCCGCGUGUUAAAUACAAUAAAAAAAAAAAAAAAUGGGGGACCCAAACUCUCGCAAGAAGCAGGCUCUGAACAGACUGCGCUCUCAGCUGAGGAAGAAGAAAGAGUCUCUAGCUGACCAGUUUGACUUCAAGAUGUAUAUCGCCUUUGUGUUCAAAGACAAGAAAAAGAAGUCUGCUCUGUUCGAAGUUGCUGAUGUGAUACCAGUGAUGACCAAUAACUAUGAAGAAAAUAUUCUGAAAGGCGUGCGGGAUUCCAGCUAUUCUUUGGAAAGUUCACUUGAACUUCUGCAGAAGGAUGUAGUACAGCUUCAUGCACCUCGCUACCAGUCCAUGCGCAGGGAUGUAAUUGGUUGCACUCAGGAGAUGGACUUUAUUCUUUGGCCUCGGAAUGAUAUUGAGAAGAUAGUCUGUCUCCUCUUCUCCAGAUGGAAAGGGUCUGAGGAGCCCUUCAGGCCUGUCCUGGCCAAGUUUGAAUUUCAUCAUGGUGAUUAUGAAAAACAUCUUAUGCACGUCCUGAGCCGGAAGGACAAGACUGGGAUUGUUCUAAACAAUCCAAACCAGUCCAUGUUCCUCUUCAUUGAUAGACAGCACUUGCAGACUCCUAAAAGCAAAACCACAAUCUUCAAGUUAUGCAGCAUCUGCCUGUACCUGCCACAGGAGCAGCUCACCCACUGGGCGGUCGGCACGAUUGAGGAUCACCUCCGCCCAUACAUGCCAGAAUAAGGUGGACCAGUCAGACUGGGAAGAUCAGAUACGAGCAGCAAUCUCGCUUCCUUCUCCGGAUUCCAGAAGAAUAUGGACUCAUGCUCAGAACACUUGUUUGUUGUGAACCUUCAUGCUGGAUAUUUAUUUUUCCUUCAUUUUGUAUCAGAACUUUUUUUUUCUUUUUUUCUGUUUUUUUUUAAUUUUCCUUCUGCAUGGACCUUGUGACGAGAGGAUGUUCUGCAACAUCUUUUGCUUUAGCCUCUGGAAAACAAAAAAAACAAAACAAAAUGUGAAACGAUGGGACACUGAAUCAAAUGUAUCAGAAAGCACAAGGUAUUAUUUAUUUAGUGGUCUUCCCAUUUGCACUGGUCAUACCCCCUAACAUCUUUUAGAAUGUUAGACAGCAGUAUUGAGGGUGAGGGGGUGAAACAUGAAUGUAAUGGGUGCUGAAGCUUUAUGGCUUUAGCAGAAAACGAAAGCACUAUAUGACUAAUUUAAAUGAAUGCAUGUGGUUUUGCAGCAGUAGAAUGAAAUCCAGUUCAUUUAGCAUUUGCUUUCAUGUCUUAGUUCAUUUUCCCGAGCUGAGAAUGUACUGGCACCUUUUUAAAAUGUUGAUCUCUAUUCCAGAUUGCUGCGUACCUUCCGGUGUAUCCCCCCCUGUGGGGUAUAUACUGAUGUUCUUAAAAUGUAGGAGUCUGCGGUAGCUCUAUUAAAAAAUAAAUGGAAGUCAAAUCCUCGGGCGCUGCAGAAACUGCGUUUCUGGUGAGGAAUCUAGAUAAGCACCUGCCGGUGAACAGUGCGGAUAUUACUUGUUUCUAAAAUAAAAGUAAUAUUUCUAUAAGAAACCCCAUGAUGGGUUCCUGGGGGAAAAAAGUUUUACAAAGCAGUUGCAAACUUAAGUUUGAAGUAUGAAAAUGUUGGUUAAGAUAUCUUUAUUUUGUGCAAUGAAAAUAAGGUUGACUACUGUAUUGCUUAAGAAAGAUUUGCUUAAAAGGAUCCAAAUGCCUUUCCGACAGUGUACAGGCCUGCUCCCUUCGCCUAAUACUAGUGCUUACCUGGUUUAAAUUUGUAUCUAGCUUUUUUUUUUCUUUUGGAAAUUGGAUUACAAUGGAAAUGAAAAUAAAUGAGGUGAAAUCAGA
Messenger RNA from Spea bombifrons (plains spadefoot toad), 3236 nucleotides. RefSeq names its product chromosome 5 C6orf62 homolog (gene C5H6orf62). Lineage: Eukaryota; Metazoa; Chordata; Amphibia; Anura; Pelobatidae. The record is from RefSeq and is a predicted model, not a curated record. The transcript is spliced from 5 exons. The coding region runs from base 1426 to 2115 and encodes 229 amino acids.